Molecule: messenger RNA, 450 nt
Organism: Bufo bufo (common toad)
Lineage: Eukaryota; Metazoa; Chordata; Amphibia; Anura; Bufonidae
Product: probable cAMP-dependent protein kinase catalytic subunit
Exons: 3
Coding region: 2-262 (86 amino acids)
Source: RefSeq, a predicted model, not a curated record
GAUGAGUGUAGGUGAUCAGCCGUUCUAUAGCCAAGGCUCAGUGGAGGAUUAUCAUCUGUCACUGCAGGAGGAUGACCCGUCCUUUCUACCGGGAAUGUGCCCUGAUGCCAUCAAUAUCAUAUCAGGGCUCCUCUGCAAAUCUCCAUGUGGCCGACUGGCAAUAACAUCGUCCAUCAGAUGCCACCCGUUCUUCCACUCAGUAAACUGGGAGGAUGUGGAGUCCGGCAGAGCCCACCCGCCAUUCCAAUGGGACUUUGAGUAAUUGGCUGAUAUAACCAGCCCCAUUCCAGUAACAUCCAGGAAUGAACCUCACUUCACCGGAUAUGACAAACUCACCAAGCUUCCACUACUCUGGACAUGGAGAUCUGUCCAUUAACAUCAAGUGGAUGAUACAACUCAACCGGACUAUGACAAACCCACCGAGUGUCCACCACUUAACAUCCAUGUAGA